This is a messenger RNA of Coregonus sp. 'balchen', 9318 nucleotides long. NCBI's taxonomy places the organism in Eukaryota, Metazoa, Chordata, Actinopteri, Salmoniformes, Salmonidae. The record is from the annotation of a GenBank genome assembly.
AUGUUGCCUCCACACAGAGCAGGCGCCCUGCCGGAGCCCUCUCCCAGCCCGAGGAGGGUCCAGGUUCAAUGGGCCUUGUACCUCUCCCUCUCCCUCUCCCUGGCCCUCCUCUGGUUCCCUUCUGGGACGGUAGCCUCAAGCCUCAACUGCCACAAGACCUGCAUCUGUGCCAGUAACAUCGUGAGCUGUUCCAAGAUUAACCUGACCACGGUGCCCACUGGCCUGCCUCUCUACACGGCCGUCCUGGACCUCAGCUACAACCACAUCGCCCGGCUGAGGGCCGAGUGGACCACGGUGAAACUCACCAAGCUACACAACCUCCUGCUCAGUCACAACGGCCUCCAAUUCCUCUCCUCCGAGGCUUUCCUUUACGUCAAACACCUGCGCUACCUGGACCUGUCCUCCAACGACAUGCGACAGCUCGACGAGUUCAUAUUCGAACCGUUGGGGCAGCUGGAGGUGAGCAAGAGAGAGAUAACCUCCUAACCUCCUGCCAAAUGUAUGACCAUAUUAGAGGCACAUAUUUCCCUCAGAUUACACAGACCCACAAAGAAUUCGAACACAAAUCACAUUUUGACAAACUCCCAUAUCUGUUAGGCGAAAUACAGCAAGCAGUGUGCAAUCCCAGCAGCAAAAUGUGUGAUCUGCUGCCACAACAAAAGGGCAACCAGUGGGUCAGAAACACCAAUGUAAUAUAACCUGUAUUUAUCUGCCUAUUUAUUUUCCCCCCGUAAUUCUUACAUUCUACUAUUUGCACAUUGUCAGAACACUGUACAUAUCUUAUGUAACAUUUAAAACUGCUAAUAGUAUAAUUAUAAUUUAUAUAAUUUAUAAAUGUAAACAUUGUUAUUCUCUUGAAACUAUUUGUGUGUGUAAGUUUUGUUUCAUUCUCUUUGUUGCUUUGUUUUAGUUUUUUCACUUGCUUUGGCAAUAUUUCCCAUGUUUCCAAUGUUUCUCUUUGAAUUGAAUAUAUAUAUAGAGAGAGAGAGAGAGAGAGAGAGAGAGAGAGAGAGAGAGAGAGAGAGAGAGAGGAGAGAGAGAGGAGAGAGAGAGAGAGAGAGAGCGAGAGGAGAGGAGUGGAGAGCGGAGACGAGAGAGAGAGAGCGAGAGAGGGAGAGAGCGAGGGAGCGAGAAGAGAGCAGAUGAGAGAGAGAGAGAGAGAGAGAGAAGAGAGGACUGCAAAAGAAAGAUAGAGUCAUACAGUGAGUCAGACAGAGAGAGAGAGAGAGAGAGAGAGAGGCUGCAAAAGAAAGAUAGAGUCAUACAGUGAGUCAGACAGAGACAGAGAGAGAGAGAGAGAGAGAGAGAGACAGACAGUGAAAGAAAGAGACAGAGAGAGAGAGAGAGAUAGUUGUUUUUACAAUUCUGACUUUUACAUAGUUUAAAUAGUGAGGAAUGGCUGAAUUAUUUGAUUAAAUGUACAAUUUCAUAAUAAAAAAAUCAAUAUUUCCAUAUUAUUUGCAGGUGCUGUUGCUGUACAACAACCGUAUAUCUCAGAUUGACCUCUCAGCCUUCCAGGGUCUCCACAGACUGCAGAAACUCUACCUGUCCCAGAACAUGAUCUCACGCUUCCCCCUGGAACUGAUUAAAGAGAAGACCCGCCUGGAGAAACUCAGCCUGGUGGACCUCUCCUCCAACAGGAUCAAGGUUCAUAAAUCUAUAUUAAAUAAUAAUAUGAAAAUACAGGUUAGAAGUGCAAGUGGGUCUUUCUAUAAACUAGGGUGAGGAUUUCCUACGCUGGACAACUUGUUACAGUUGUUGAUAAUUCUAUAUUCAAUGCAAUUCACGAGGCGAUGUUUAAACCCUUUCUCAUGGUUGGUGUCUUUACUGAUUUGUCCAAAAUCGUGUGACAUAAAACAUGACUUUUCUGUCCUUGCAUUUAUGGAAGUGUAAGUCGUUAUAUCAUGUAUUAAGCAUUAAUCAGUUAAAUUAGACAUUGAAUCAUGGAUCUAGCUGUCUGACAGUUCUGUGUAUAGAGAUCUCAGAAAUGCAGUGUAACUACUUAACAUUUCGCGUCUCCUUAUGUAAUGGGGUGAAAAUAGUUUUAAAAUCGAUACUGUCGUUAACGUGGUUCUUCAAUAAUUAUGCAUAAUACUUGUCGGAUGCGCAUUUGGUGUUGAGCUGUUUAAUAAUGCCGUGAUAUUAUCAAACAUCAUCAUCUAAUCCAGGAAGGAAUUUUCUGAAUGACAGUCAAGUGACAAAAAAACAGCUGUUGUGUGAUAGCGCAUGCGACGCCACAACAGCCCAAGUGCUUUAAAAAAAAAAGGUGUUCGCGAGGAAUGUCCAGAAUAUUUUGGCGUCUCAUUCGUUACACCGGUGAAGACAGUUGCGGCUGUAUUCACAUUGGAUCUAACAUUCAUAGCAAAUUGAGGUUGAUCAUCUGUUGUUGUCUGCUUGAUUUACAGCAGGGUCUCGUUAGAUUUAACAGAGAAAGCAUUAAGGUAAUGAGUUCAUGUUGUCAUGUUUUUUUGUGCCUCCGGUUGGGACACAGAGUCUACUGUGCGCAGUUGUGUAGGAUAUAUUAUUGCGCAACACCCAACCCUAUUCCUAUGAAUGAUUCCAAGUAAUAAUGACAACAAAUGACAUAGCCUAGUGGACUUCUUCACAAUAUGGUCUGGUAAUGAAAUAACAUGACAAAUCCAUUCGGUUUCCAUGUUACACUUGCAAUGUGAACAAUACAAGGGGCUUGGAGUAGCCUACUUGAACAUGAAUUUGGAGCUCAGAAAUUGAAGUACUGGAAUAGCCCAGGCAGUGGUGUAGUGGAGUGUAUACCCACUUAUUAUCUAUUAUUCAGUGAGCAUUGCGUAAACUCACUUCUUAUUCCCCACGAUGCGUAUCAAAGUAGUGUAGAGGAGGUAUGUGCUGUACAUUAUACUACACCACUGAGAAACACCUCUAACCAAACAACAGUGCUAGGUGCAUGUGCACUUGAAUUAAAGGGUAACUGCACAAAAUAUAUACCGAUAUUGGAUUGAUCAUUUUAGGUCAUUCAGAGUGUGUCACUGUUUCUCUUAGAAUUUUUCACACAGGGAGCCUUUCCUUCACCGGGCGGCCGUUUGAACAGGGAGCCUUUCCUUCACCGGGCGGGCCGUUUGAACAGGGAGCCUUUCCUUCACCGGGCGGCCGUUUGAACAGGGAGCCUUUCCUUCACCGGGCGGCCGUUUGAACAGGGAGCCUUUCCUUCACCGGGCGGGCCGUUUGAACAGGGAGCCUUUCCUUCACCGGGCGGGCCGUUUGAACAGGGAGCCUUUCCUUCACCGGGCGGCCGUUUGGGAAGAUAUACCCACUUCUCCAGGAACCGCUACACCAUGAGUCCUACCUUGAAAAUCAGAAAUGUCCUCCGUUUGGUGCUUGAAAAGUACUUGUAAUUAUUGUAGCCAAUUUAUGUUCUCCUGCGCCCUUAUAAUUAUCCCUGAUUUCAUUUUUGAUCUGUUUUUUUUUUCAGAGAUGUGGCCACUUUCCGUUUGUUUCCCGCCGCUUCAAUUGAAGGGUGUUGGGCUACACUGUUGUGGUAAAACCACGUGCGGUUAUUAUGAGGAUGACAACAUCUAAUGCUGGCUUCAACUUGGCUUUUCCAUACAAAUCCUUUCAUUACAAAAGGAAAUGAUGGUGAGAUUCGAAUCAAAUCAAAUCAAAUCAAAUUGUAUUUGCCACAUGUGCCGAACACAACAGGUGUAGACAUUACAGUGAAAUGCUUACUUACAAGCCCUUAACCAACAAUGCAAAGUAAAACAAAUAAAAAAAGUGUUAAGCAAAAAAAAUUAAAGCAAAUAACUAAAGAGCAUCAGUAAAAUAAAAUAACAGACAAAUCGUCAUGCAUGCAUCCAAUUUACUUAGUCAGGCAUGUCCACAUUAUUCUAACAUAUUUUAGAAUGUAAUAAUAAUUUGAAUAUCUAUGCAUUGGCAAGGCCUAAACAAUUAUUUAUUCUUAAAGCUGCAGUAUGUAACUUUUUUCAGUGACCUGAAUUAUUAUGUGUUAUAGAUCUGUCAUUCUCAUUAAAAGCAAGUAUAAGAAGCGAUAGAUCUGUUCUAUGUGCGCUAUUUCUUCAGAUUCAUCAUCUCCAGCACCACCCCAACAUCAACAUAUGUGAAAAUGGCACUUUUCUAUGUUUUGUAGUAAAAAGAUAGAGGAAGAUAAGUAUUUCCAAUGACAUCAAUCAAUUAGUAGACAGUUAGUAGGCAAUGCCUACUAAUUGGUUAAGAUCACAUGACGCACACAGACGAUGUCAUUGGAAACACUUAUCUUUUUUACUACAAAACAUAGAAAAGCGCCAUUUUCACAUAUGUUGAUGUUGGGGUGGUGCUGGAGAUGAUGAAUAUGAAGUUGACAUAAAAAAAAAAAAAUCCCUUCAGGUUAAAUUUUUGUGUCUCGGUUUUGUACACCAGCUUCAAACAGCUGAAAAAACUAUUAAACAUAGUGUAGAAAAUCAUUACACCAUCUAAAACGCUGUGAAAUAUAUUUUUGGUUAUGGGAAAUUUUCUACACUAUGUUUAAUUGUUUUGUCACAUAAACUGACAUUUUAGCAACCAGGAAAUGGCGGAGCGAUUUCUGCAUUGUGCAUCUAUAAAGUGGUAAUGUCUAGUUUUUUUUUUUUGGGGGGGGGGGGGUUAUCUGUACCCAACAAAAAUAUAUUUCCAUAAGCACAAUAAGCGUAUAAAAAAAAAAAAUGGUGCACAUAAAAAAAUAUAUAAUCCCUGUUAGUGAGUAUUUCUCCUUUGCCAAAAUAAUCCAUCCACCUGACAGGUGGAUAUCAAGAAGCGGAUUAAACGGAUUAAUCCGUACAUGCUGAACUCUUAAUGACCUCCUGCCUUCAGAAAGUAUCCAUACCCGGUGACUUGUUCCACAUUGUGUUGUUGUUACAGCCUGAAUUCAAAAUGGAUUACAUAGAUGUGUUUUCUCACCCAUCUACACACAAUACCCUAUAAUGACAAAGUGAAAACAUGUUUUUAGAAAUGUCCGCAAAUUAAUUGAAAAUGAAAUAUAUAAAUAUCUCAUUUACAUAAGUAUUCACACCCCUGAAUAAAUACUUUGUAGGAACACCUUUGGCAGUGAUUACAAUUGUGAAUCUUUCUUGGUAAGUCUCUAAGAGCUUUUCACACCUGGAUUGUGCAACAUUUGCCCACUAUUCUUUUCAAAAUUCUUUAAGCUUUGUCAAAUUGGUUGUUGAUCAUUGCUAGACAACCAUUUUCAGGUCUUGCCAUAGGUUUUCAAGUAGAUUUAAGACAAAACUGUAACUCGGCCACUCAGGAACAUUCACUGUCUUCGUGGUAAGCAACUCCAGUGUGGACAUGGCCUUCUGUUUUAGGUUAUUGUCCCGCUGAAAGGUGAAUUAAUCUCACAGUGUCUGGUGGAAAACAGACUGAACCAGGUUUUCCUCUGGGAUUUUGCUUGUGCUUAGCUCCAUUCCGUUUCUUUUUUAUCCUGAAAAACUCCCCAGUCCUUAACGAUUACUGUCACGUCUACUCCCGCUCCUUCCCUCCGGCGUUCGAUGUCACCGGUUUACUAACCAGCGGUCCUGGUAACCGUCAUUACGCGCUCCUGCGCACCUGGACUCCAUUACCUCCCUCAUUACCUCCCCUUUAUCUGGCACUCCCUUAGGUUCGUUCCCCAGGCAGUAUUGUUUCUGUGUUUCAUGUCAAGAUGCUAGGUUGUAUCGUUCCAUGUUCUUUGUUUUAUUAAACUUGCCACCUGCUUCUCGACUCCCAGCGUCUACGUUACAAUUGUAACCAUACCCAUAACAUGAUGCCGCCACCACUACGCUUGAAAAUAUGGAGAGUGGUACACAGUAAUGUGUUGUGUUGGACUUGCCCCAAACAGAACACUUUGUAUUCAGGACAAAAAGUUAAUUGCUUUCCCACAUUUUUUGCAGUAUUACUUUAGUGCCUUGUUGCAAACAGGAUGCAUGUUUUGGAAUAUUUUUAUACAGUACAGGCUUCCUUAUUUUCAUUGUCAAUUAUGUUAGUAUUGUGGAGUAACUACAAUGUUGUUGAUCCAUCCUCAGUUUUCUCCGAUCACAGCCAUUAAACUAUGUAACUGUUUUAAAGUCACCACUGGCCUCAUGGUGAAAUCCCUGAGUGGUUUCCUUCCUCUCAGGCAACUGAGUUAGGAAGGACGCCUGUAUCUUUGUAGUGACUGGUGUAUUGAUGCACCGUCCAAAGUGUAACUAAUAACUUAACCAAUGCUCAAAGGGAUAUUCAGUAUCUGCUUUUUAUAUUGUUGCCCAUCUACCAAUAGGUGCCCUUCUUUGCGAGGCAUUGGAAAACCUCCCAGGUCUUUGUGGUUGAAUCUGUGUUUAAAAUUCAGUGCUCGACUGAGGGACCUUACAGAUAACUGUAUGUGUGUAUAGUCCUAGACUUAUGUUGUUGUAUAAGUGGAGUUAUGGACCAAUUUGCAUAUAUUCCUCUAAGUACACAUGUGGAACUGCAUAAAAAUCAUUUUUAUUUUGGUUUCAAACCAUUUUGAAAAUGUUAUCCCAAUGUCACACAUUGGCCCUAUUAUUUAUAGAAAGACCUGUGUGCCAUUUGUCUUUUUUCAGUAUACUUUGUAUGUCCAUUGAGUUUUUAUGCUAUUGCUGCAAAACGAAUUUCCUCAUUGAGGACAUAAACAUUUUAAUCUUAUAUACUGUAGGUCCCCCCCAUCGAGGAGCUGAAGGUGCUGCCUGCCUGGAUAAAGAACGGCCUCUACUUCCACAACAACCCUCUGAUCUGUGACUGUAGUCUUUAUAGUCUCCUGGCCCAUUGGCACAUCCGCCGACUAAACUCAGCCCUGGACUUUAAAGACGAGUACACCUGCUAUCUCCCCGGGCCCCAGAAAGGCAGGGUGGGCGUCUUCGACCUGAACAGAGACCAUAUGAACUGUAGUACGUUCCACGAGGCGGACGAGGAGGCUUGGCUGGAACAGACGCUGAUCCUGCGCUGUGAUACCAAACACAGGGACCUGUCUAAGACCUGGGUGACGCCUGGUAAUGUGGUGGUGACAGAGGGGGCGAAUCAGACAGCCAAGGUGCUUCCUGACGGCAGUCUCCAGAUCAGCCCGGUGAAGCCGGAGGAUUCUGGGACGUACACGUGCUACGCUGUGAGCGAAGCCCUCAACGAGACACUCUACGUGCUGGUGAAGGUAUGUGGAUACUGUUUCAUAAUGUAUAUACAGUUGAAGUCGGAAGUUUACAUACACCUUAAGCCAAUUACAUUUAAACUCGGUUAAUCCUAGUAAAAACUCCCUGUCUUAGGUCAGUUAGGAUCACUGCUUUAUUUUAAGAAUGUGAAAUGUCAGAAUAAUAGUAGAGAGAAUUAUUUAUUUCAGCUUUUAUUUCUUUCAUCACAUUCCCAGUGGGUCAGAAGUUUACAUACACUCAAUUAGUAUUUGGUAGCAUUGCCUUUAAAUUGUUUAACUUGGGUGAAACGUUUCGGGUAGCCUUCCACAAGCUUCCCACAAUAGGUUGGGUGAAUUUUGGCCCAUACCUCCUGACAGAGCUGGUGUAACAGAGUCAGGUUUGUAGGCCUCCUUGCUGGCACAUGCUUUUUCAGUUCUGCCCACAAAUGUUCUAUAGGAUUGAGAUCAGGGCUUUGUGAUGGCCACUCCAAUACCUUGACUUUGUUGUCCUUAAGCCAUUUUGCCACAACUUUGGAAGUAUGCUUUGGGUCAUUCUCCAUUUGGAAGACCCAUUUGCGACCAAGAUUUAACUUCCUGACUGAUGUCUUGAGAUGUUGCUUCAAUAUAUCUACAUAAUUUUCCUUCCUCAUGAUGUCAUCUAUUUUGUGAAGUGCACCAGUCCCUCCUGCAGCAAAGCACCCCCACAGCAUGAUGCUGCCACCCCGUGCUUCACGGUUGGGAUGGUGUUCUUCGGCCUUGCAAGCGUUCUCCUUUUUUCUCCAAACAUAACGAUGGUCAUUAUGGCCAAACAGUUCUAUUUUUGUUUCAUCAGACCAGAGGACAUUUCUCCAAAAAGUACGAUCUUUGUCCCCAUGUGCAGUUGCAAACCGUAGUCUGGCUUUUCUAUGGUGGUUUUGGAGCAGUGGCAUCUUCCUUGCUGAGCAGCCUUUCAGGUUAUGUCGAUAUAGGACUCGUUUUACUGUGGAUAUAGAUACUUCUGUACCCUUUUCCUCCAGCAUCUUCACAAGGUUCUUUGAUGCUGUUCUGGGAUUGAUUUGCACUUUUCGCACCAAAGUACAUGCAUCUCUAGGAGACAGAACGUGUCUCCUUCCUCAGCGGUAUGACGGCUGCAUGGUCCCAUGGUGUUUAUACUUGCUUACUAUUGUUUGUACAGAUUAACGUGGUACCUUCAGGCAUUUGGAAAUUGCUCCCAAGCAUGAACCAGACUUGUGGCUGAUUUCUUUUGAUUUUUCCAUGAUAUCAAGCAAAGAGGCACAUAGUUUGAAGGUAGGCAUUGAAAUACAUCCACAGGUACACCUCCAAUUGACUCAAAUGAUGUCAAUUAGCCUAUCAGAAGCUUCUAAAGCCAUGACAUCAUUUUCUGGAAUUUUCCAAGCUGUUUAAAGGCACAGUCAACUUAGUGUAUAUAAACUUCUGACCCACUGGAAUUGUGAUACAGUGAAUUAUAAGUGAAAUAAUCUGUCUGUAAACAAGUGUUGGAAAAAUGUAUUGUGUCAUGCACAAAGUAGAUGUCCUAACCGACUUGCCAAAACUAUAGUUUGUUAACAAGAAAUUUAUGGAGUGGUUGAAAAACAAGUUUUAAUAACUCCAACCUAAGUGUAUGUACAUUUCCGACUUCAACUGUACAUGUUGUAAUGGUGUAUGUCCAAUGAUCCUGUGACAUCUUCACUUCCCCUUGGGGAUCAAUAAAUGUCAAUUAAAUUAAAUUCAGCUCAAACCAAUUCAAUUCGCUCUGGAUUAGUGCAAAAUGACUAAAAUGUAAAUGACAAUUCAAUUCAAAUCAACUCCAUUCUUAUCAAUUCCCAAAGGUGCAUAACUUCACGGAGAACGGAAACGGCGAAGCCCUGAACACGGCCUACACCACGCUGGUGGGCUGCCUGACCAGCGUGGUCCUAGUGCUCAUCUACCUGUACCUGACCCCCUGCCGAUGCUUCUGCUGCCCCAAGAACAACCACCAGGACUCCAUCCACUCCUCCAUGCUCAGCGCCGCGCCCAGCCAUGAGGACCUGGCCAACAACACUGACCCAAGGCAUGUGGCCUUCAUCGACCCCAAGGAGCUGGGACAGGGGCUGAACGGGAAGGUGAACCCCAGCGAUGGAGACGGGGACCAGGGAGAGAUGGAUGAGGAGGGAGGGUUACUGAGGAAGGGAAGGAGGAAGAAGUCUAUUAGUUCGGUCUUCUCUGACACCCCCAUAGUGGUCUGA